This is a messenger RNA of Tuber aestivum (summer truffle), 2200 nucleotides long. Lineage: Eukaryota; Fungi; Ascomycota; Pezizomycetes; Pezizales; Tuberaceae. The record is from the annotation of a GenBank genome assembly.
AUGUCGUCCCAAUAUCGACGACCAUCUCCGAGCCGGAGUAGAAAAAAGCCUCGUGAUGACCCUCACCGCAUGUCCACAGGCUCAUUAGCAGGCGGCGGCGAUGGCUAUUAUGGUGGGCCACCGCCCGUUGCUCCUCAAGCGCCUCCUCAAAACAACCACUCCGUUCCUCAGUCCCCCAUUUCUAGUAAUGAGAGCAUAGGGGCUUAUCCCCCAGGAUCCCGGCUAGGACACAUGCAUCACCAUCCUCUGCAAUAUGGCUUUCCACCAGCCCCGGCUCCUCCGGCGAUGAGGGGUGGUGAUGCCGGUUAUGCCUACAAUGGAGCUCGCCCUAACUAUGGGAAAAAUGCGCAGACUGGAAAUACGCAAAAUGUCAUUCACCAGAAAUACCCACAGCAUACGCAGGAAUACGAGCAUCCAGAAUCUGACUACAGAAACCAUCCUCGAGCUCAUCAGACGGCUCAUCAGACGGCUCAUCAGGCAGCUCAUCAGACGGCUCAUCGGGAAUCGCGAUCUUCUUCUAGCACCAGGGAUGGGGAAUUCUCUCCUCCUGGCUCUGCUGGUGGUAUGUUAUACCUUGACCCCACAUAAUGUAGCCGGCCAUAGUAACACAUGGCCCCUAGGGAGCAGCGGUUUUCCUUUUUCAGGCUUCGAGUCCCAGGAUCGCCACAGGGGCUUUGCAGUCCCUUCUGGCCAACGGCAGGAUAGGGGAUACCGGCUUGAUGGACCCCUACCCGGCGAACGCGACCAGAGAUCGUUUGGAGGCACAGUGUACAACCCAGCUAGUGGUAACAGACCUGUCCUUGGCGGGGAGCGGCAACGUGGAAGAAGCUCGUCUCGGGGCCCGCAUGGAUUAGGCCUUGGGGAGAUAGGCGGCGACGGCCAGUCGGACGGGUACUCCGAUGAACGGGAUAUGUAUGACCAGCGUCCGGGUGGGAGGAGACCGGCUGGCUCCGGGAUUGCCGGCCCGAAUGCGGGUGCCCUAGUAAGGUCCCGAUCACGGUCUGCUCCUCCCGAAUCACGGGCAAUGAUUCCGCAGCACGCCCCGUUUUCCGAAUCCGAUGGUGGCAGUAGCUCAUCAUCUUCUAGCACCGUUCCCCAACCUGGAACGGGAAUCCGAUUGGAAUAUGCCGGGAAUUCUGUGGAUAUCACGUACACGGGCAGUGGAGGGAAACCCGUAAGCAUUGGGAGCAUCACCAUCAAUACUACUGCUCGCACUACAGCUAUCCCAAUAAACCCAGCUACUCAGGCGAUCACUGCGCCCCAAAUGCAAGCAAUCACUGCACCCCCAUCCGCUCCAGCUCCAGCUGCCCUGCCUGCACCCCCGCCUCCGCCAGUGCAGCCGGUUUUCAUUCCACCACCCCCCGCUCCAGUCGCCGUCCCACCCCCUGGAAUCGAGCCACUAAUACUUCCACCCCCACCAGCACCUAUGAUACCCGCAUCCAUGCCUGCCUCUGUGCCCGUUUCUAUGCCUGUCUCUAUGCCCAGGCAGGAUAUGGGUACCUACGGUGGUGACGAAAGGGGUAUGCGUGAUCACAUGUUCCACAGUAUGGAUGCUCUUGCAUUGGAGCCCCGUUAUGACGACCGCGGGCGUGACCGGGAAAUCGUGCCUCUUCGUGGAGUGAGGGCUCUGUCUCGCCGACGGCGCUCGCAAAGCCGUGGCCGAAAGCCUGCUGAUGACGAACUCCGAUGGACGAAAAUCAGCCGUGACAUUGUUGCCCGCCGAGCGGUCGAGGUUAGGGGAUACGACUUUGAAGAGCAACCCGACUCUAUUGUGGUGUUCCGAGUGCUGAACGAGGAUGAGAUUGACGAUCUCAUCGGACUUUCUGAGCGUAUUCGCAAAGGUGAGAUCCGGGUGAUUAGGCGUGAUCGGCGUGACGACUCGGGUAAGGAGCGUGAUCACCGCCGUCGGCGCCCCCACCCCCGCCAGAGGUCCCAUAGCCGUCCUCAGUCGGUACACGGGUACCCAAUCUCAGGCGGGCCCGGCCCCUCCGCCAACCGCCCACCGCCGGCAAAGCCGGCCCUCGUGAUACCCGCCCCAGACCCGCCCCAAGCCGAAGCACCCGCCCCACCACCCCAGCCAUCUGCUGAAUCAUCCGGAGCUCGGGGUGGAAGGCCCACUGAGGAUCCGAACAAGCCGGGGACCUACAUUGGAUAUAGCCGUAACCCGCCGAGGAGUGCUGCAGAUUCGGGCCCAUACUAG